Molecule: messenger RNA, 1746 nt
Organism: Cinara cedri
Lineage: Eukaryota; Metazoa; Arthropoda; Insecta; Hemiptera; Aphididae
Source: the annotation of a GenBank genome assembly
AUGAGCGGGCAUGUCGAGAUAACAAAAUUAUUGCCAAUACCGAAAAAUAAAGAAGAAGCAUAUAUAAUAUUGGAAAUCCCAAAUGGUACAGUGGGAAAAGCAAUUACAGACGCAUACAAGCGUCGUGCACCCAUAUACCACCCUGAUAAGCAUAGAAAUUGUGACGAUAACUGUCGAAAAUUAGCAGAAGAAAGUACAAAAGCAAUAAAUGUAGCACGUGAAAAAUUAGAAGAUGAAGUACAAAAAACAGAAUAUAGUAAACCAAAGCCUGAUAAACAUAAAGGCCGUUACUCAAGUACUUUAUCUAAAACAAAAAUAUCGCAUUUAAGAGAUAUAGAGCAUAGAUUAUUUGAAGCUUUUCAGGAUAAAAACUUAAAAAAAGCAAAAGAACUGAUAAAAGAAGUAGAUAAUCUUGAUAUAAAGUUAAAUCAAACGCAUCUUUUAUACUAUUUUAUUCAACAUGCUAUAAGGGACGUUCAUUGGUUUAACUUCUUUAAGGACGUCUUAUCAGAACGGGAAAUUGAACUAAAUAUUGCCUUAAACAAAUUUGGUUCAACAGCAUUACAUUUUGCUGCUAGAACAGGGCAUCUAAAAAUGACUCAACUUCUUCUAGAAUAUGGUGUUUACGUUAAUGUUAAAGACAGUGAAAUUGAAACACCUUUACACUCUGCUGCUAGAGCAGGACACUUAGAAAUCGUAAGAUUACUUAUAAAUAAUAGGGCAGAUGUUAAUGCUGUAAGAGUGUGGGGUAAUACUCCCCUUAUUGCUGCUACUAUCGGUGGUCAUAUAGAUAUCAUCAAGGAACUUUAUGAGAAUGGUGCUAAUAUUAACGCUGUAAAUGACAUGGGAUGGACAGCACUUCGUUAUGUUGCUCAAAAUGGAGAUGCUAAUGAAUUAGAAAUUGUAAAAGCACUUCUAGAAUGUAAAAUUGAUGUUAAUAUUUCAGACAACCACGGCCGUAUACCGCUAUACUUUGCUCUUCUACAUCGUCGUUCAAAAAUUUCUAAACUUAUUGUUGAGCAAACGUGCAAUGCAGCAUCACAGGAAGUAAAAAAUAAAGUACUACUUGCUGCUGCUGAAGCUGGAGAGUUGGAAUUUGUAAGACUUCUUUUAAAACAUGGUGCUAAUGUUAAUGCUGCAAGCAGUUAUGGUCAAACUCCUAUUAUUAUGGCUGCUAUGAGAGGUCAUAUAGAAACCAUUAAAGAGCUUUAUGCAAAUGGUGCUGAUAUUAACGCUCAAGAUAGUGAUGGCUGGACAGCUCUUCGUUAUGUUGUUCAGGAUGGUUGGAGUAAUUCAAGGUGUGACGCUCUAAAAAUUAUAAAAGUGCUUUUGAGUUGUAGUAAAAUUGAUAUUAACGUUCCUGACAGACGUGGUCAGACACCUCUAGACAUUGCUCUACAGUGUGGCCAUAAAGAAGCCUCUAAACUUCUUAUUAAUCAUGCAUAUAGGACACAAGGAAAAAAUAAAGUACUCCUUCCUAUUGAAGCGAAAGCAAAUACAGGUAAUAGCCAUAGUAAUAACACUGUAGGAAAAAUUUCUAAUCAAAAAACAGCUCCUCAAAAACUACAAGUUAGCACUUAUGAUAAUACAAGCAUGCACCAUGCCUUUGGUGCUGCUAGCAUAAGUCUUUUAGCCAUUGGAGUGAUAUUAUGUGCUAAAUAUACCGAAGAAAUCGCGUGGGGGGGGGAUUUGUAUAGCAGGUGCCAUAAUUCUCACUUUAAUCAUUGGCAUCAUGAAAAUCUGUGA